Molecule: messenger RNA, 2237 nt
Organism: Magallana angulata
Lineage: Eukaryota; Metazoa; Mollusca; Bivalvia; Ostreida; Ostreidae
Product: synaptobrevin homolog YKT6-like
Exons: 8
Coding region: 172-768 (198 amino acids)
Biological process (GO): endoplasmic reticulum to Golgi vesicle-mediated transport
Cellular component (GO): Golgi apparatus; membrane
Molecular function (GO): SNAP receptor activity
Source: RefSeq, a predicted model, not a curated record
GCGCCUAUGCUAAAAAUUGAUAUUGAGUAACUGUAUGACAGCAUAUUGUUGACAACGUAUCGAUAUCACUUGAUCACAUGUUUAUCUUAAAAAACGACUAAUAAGAAGCUGUACAUUUUAUGAUUUAGACAUCAGUUGAGUACAAUAUUUAUCUGAAAGGAUCAAGCGAACAUGAAGCUUUACUGCAUAGCCGUUCUUCAUAAAGGGGAGACAAAAGUGAACUCCUUGGCCUCAGCACAUGAAUUAUCACCAUUUGGAUAUUUUCAAAGAUCUAGUGUAAAAGAAUUUAUGGACUUCACAUGUCAAAUUGUGGCAGAGAGAACAAUGGUUGGGUCUAGAGCAUCUAUGAAGGAAAAAGAGUACAUUUGCCAUGUUUAUGUCAGGAGUGAUUGUCUAACGGGAUUAGUGAUCGCAGAUCAUGAAUACCCACAGAGAGUGGCCCACACUCUUAUCAAUAAGGUUCUGGAAGAAUUUACAGGUAAAGUUCCUAAGUCACAGUGGCCAACAGCUAAUCAGAGUAGGAUAGUCUAUGGAGAGUUAGCCGGUUACCUUCAGAAAUACCAGGAUCCCAAGCAAGCAGAUUCAAUGACCAAAAUUCAGAGUGAAUUGGAUGAAACAAAAAUUAUUCUGUAUGACACGAUAGAGAAGAUUCUGGAGCGGGGGGAGAAGCUCGAAGAUAUGGUGGACAAUUCGGAUAGACUCAGCAUGCACGCCAAAGCUUUUUUCCAAGUAGCAAGGAAGACCAACUCCUGCUGUGUAAUAUUAUGAUCACACUAUUCAGUAGAGAAGCAUUGUUUUAUCUGUUGAUUUUACUACAUUUACAUAUCUGUGCUCUUGGUACAGCACAGACAUAUAGCAGCUUGUAAUGAUACACAAGAAGUUAUCAGUACUUGUGAGGAAGGCUUCAGUUCUUGCUUUUGAAGAUUGACUAAGUAACCUAGCUAGGGACCAGCACUGCAGUGUUGAAUAUUUACAGCUUGUCAUUUGUAUUGAUUUCCGAUUUGUGUCAGGAAUUUAGUUUUUUAUAUCAAAUUAAGUGCUAUACAUGUAGUUUAUUUCACUUUUUUUUUUGUUUUAACAAAAUGAUGAUUAUAUGUAUUCAAUAUUUUUAAAAAAUGUGUAUCUUGCAUUUUAAACAGCAUGUGAUUUGAUAAAUGACAUGACUUAAUGUCAUGAUUUGAAUGCAUAAAAUUGUUUUAAUUAAGUUCUUUGUUUUUUCUUAUGAAAACUCCCAGAUCAUCUAAAAGGUGCUGAUGUCUACCCUAACUGCUUUCUAUUUUUGAAUUACCCUGUAUUACCUUGUUCAUGUAUACAGUUUCAAAGCAGAUGUUUCUCAGGAUUUAUUUAUGCUUUGUCAGCAACUCUAUUUUUAAUUUCAACACAUGUAUUAUUUUUGCAUUCCCUCUGAAGUGUGGCAAAAGGUGGUUAGAUUUUGAAAUUACAUAUGUUUAAAUUUAUCUGUCAUUUUCAACUCAUUAUAUCCCUAAAUGUCAUAACAAUGCAUAUUACACUGAAAAUAAGAAUUAUUUGAAGAUAGAUAUCCAUGAAUACCUUUGAAUUGUUUGAAAAAAAAAAUUGAAUGACCCAUCUCACUACCUACUCAGAUGAUACAUGCCUUUGUGAAAGUAAACUUAGUGAUUUGAUUAGUUUUUUUUCAUCCUUUUUUUUUUUGGAAACACCCAUAUUUAUAAUGGUGGUUUAACUAGCUAAUUGUGGGAGAAUAUCCUUCACAACAGGGAAGUUACAGAAGAGCUACUGAACAGCAUAAUCGUAAACCACAGCCAACAUGUACAAUCAUCUGAGAUAUAUGUGGUCAUUUGAUUGUGGUCUAAGUUUACAUUGUUUUAAAUAUUCAUCUGUUAAUGUAUUUGAACAUUUAUAUAUUAUGGUAAUUUCAUGAAUUAUCAAGUCAGUAACACAUGUCUAGUUCAUAUUUGUUAUUUUGAUGUUUAGACAAUGCAAUAAUAAAGAUGGUUUGUUUGGUGCCUAGGCAACAGGAUUUCACAGUAUAAGUCAGUAAUGUAUUUCAGAGAAGGUGAAGACUGUGCUUGUGAAUAUCUAUAUAUAUGUAUUUUGUAUGUGUAUUUAUGAAUAUUUGAUACUGAAACCUGUAACUAUACAUAUAAAUUCAUCACAUAGAACGUAUGUACAUUGUGUAAUAUUCAUUUUAUUUUGUACAUAACAUCAUAAGAAAACAUUCUUGGAAGUCAGAGUGAAAUAAAAUAUAAAGACUUAGA